Dendroctonus ponderosae (mountain pine beetle) is the source of this 5193-nucleotide messenger RNA. RefSeq names its product tensin-1 (gene by). The record is from RefSeq and is a predicted model, not a curated record. The transcript is spliced from 25 exons. NCBI's taxonomy places the organism in Eukaryota, Metazoa, Arthropoda, Insecta, Coleoptera, Curculionidae. Bases 343 to 5049 code for a protein of 1568 amino acids. Gene Ontology annotation, molecular function: protein binding.
AACAAUUCAGUUGCGUCCGGGAAACCGAAAGCUCAACAGCGAAAAAGCUAUGCCGAGCUCAGUAUAAACACGGAUCGCACGUGUCGCUGUCCAACCACAAUGAUUUAGCGAACACGAAAACCACCGAAAGACAUAUCGGCUCCAGCUUUACUAACCACCCCGCUUUUUCGCUAUUUAGUGUGCUGUCCCAAGUGUUAAGUUACCUUUUUGGCUUAAGUAGUUACACGAUUUUUUCGCAGUUUAUGUCCCAUUUUGUCAGACUUUUUUUAAUGUCCCCCCAUUAAUAUACUCAAGUGAUUGAACAGUGUUGAAGACACUUUGGAAAUUUUGACUUAUUUCGAGAUGCCGUGGAUUAAAUCCUGUCUAUGUAAUCAAGAAAAGAAAAAGGCCCCUACCAUAAGUCCACCCCUACAUCUAUUACUAAAGAACGAAGACGCCGGAGGAAUUUCUCAAGCACCCAGUCAUGCAUUUCGAUGUAAAACUUUCAAGAAGCCCCGGCCAUGUCACUUGUGCCAUCAGCCCAUCAUCAAUGAGGGAUCUUGUUGUCGUGUAUGCAAAUACGUCUGCCACAAGAUCUGCGAAAGCAAGGAAGCGGCGCAAAGAUACACUGACACCAGCUGGCGGAUAUUUAGGCAAAGUCAAAAAAAAUGUUUAAUUGCCCAGCAGCCGAAUCCUGCACCCGAAAUCGAACCACAUAAAACGUCCGUUUACGACAUUUCCACAUCGAGUUCGGAAAAUAAUAACGAAAAGUCGACCAGCUUUGAAACCACCGACAAAGAAAAUGAGCCGGAAAUCAAAAAUGAUGAAACAGAUUCAAGCAAAGUGGUCGAAAUUGAGACGGUGGAAGUUUUGUACGAACCAGUUAAUAAGAAGCAAGUGGAAGUUGAAUUGCAUACCCAUGAUGAACCAUACAAGAAUGGAUCGGAGGUUAAUAAUAAGAUGUUAAGAUCGACAUCUUUCAAUGGCUAUGGAGGGGCGCUUACCAGCCAACCCAGAACAACCAGACCAACCAGCAACGUUCAAGGGACGAUGGAUUUGAGCUAUGUCACAGAAAGGAUCAUAUCGAUGUGGUUUCCUGCUUCUGUUACCUCCCAUUCUUAUCGGCAGGGACAGAGGCAGGCAGCUCAUAUGCUUGGAAAUAAACAUGGAGAUAACUACAUGGUGUUUAAUCUCUCGGAACCCAAAAGAGCGCUGAGAAGCGAACACAAAUACGUGAAAGAAGUAGGCUGGACUCCAAACUUGGCACCUCCACUGGAAAGGCUGUGCAGUGUUUGUAAAGAAAUCGAUUCCUGGUUAUCGAAAGAUGUACAUAGAAUAGCGGUGCUGCAUUCAAGAGGUUCAAAGGAAAAACUAGGAGUAGUGGUGGCAGCUUACAUGCACUAUUCGAGCAUUUGUGGAACAGCCGAACAAGCCCUGGAUAGAUUUUCGAUGCGGAAGUUCCUAGAUGAUAACGUUGGACCUUUAAAAUUGCCUUCUAACAGGCGAUACGUAGACUAUUUUGCUGGUCUUCUAUCACACAACAUCCGAAUCAAUGCGGCUCCAUUGUUUUUAACGCACGUCACUGUUUUGGGAGCUCCAUCCUUUCUGAAUGGAGGUUGCAAAGCGUUUCUCAAACUUUACGAAGGACACACUCCAGUUUACACUUCAGGCGUUUACAACGUAUCCGGUGGCAUAUCGCAAUUUACAGUCAAUAUAGCAGGCGAAAGAAAACGUGGCCUUCAACUUCGUGGUGAUAUAUUAAUUAAGUGCUACCAUCGUGGCUUAGGGAAUGAUCGAGAGGUCAUUUUCGCCUGCCAAUUUCAUACCUGUGCAAUAGCCGAUCAUACUCUCAGCUUUACCAGACAAGAACUCGAUGGCGCAUCGAAUGAUUACAGAUUUCCUGCAGAUGGGGCUGUCGAGCUGCAUUUUUCUCCGGGACCAGAAACACGACAUCCAGCUCCGGCUCCCACUCCAGCUGUUCCCUACACAGCAGCCCUUGACGAUCCAGUUAUACGAGCGGACAGUCCUUUUGCUUCAGGGGAGUAUGAUGGAGAUGAUUCCGAUUCUGAUGAUGUUAAUCACACAUUUGGACCCCUGGAUGGAAGCAUCUAUGCAACAAUAGCAAAAAAACCGGAGUUAUCUCCAGGAGCAGUUUCAAGUCCUCUGACCGUGUCUAUGGACAGUGGAAUCUCUUCUGCAGGACAUCAACAGAACGCCAACACCAACGCCUCCGGGAGUCCCCCGCCUACGGCACAACCUUCCCCACUGACGCCUGAAGAUCAGCAUCGUGAGCUUGACGAGCUCCUUUCCGACAUGAUGCUGACCGUACAAAGCAUUCCUGACUUUAAGCCGACCAAUAGUAGUGCGCGUACCGCGAACCAGGACUUUUCGAUCGACAAUGUUCGCUACAUAGACGACGAGGAUAAGCAUAAUCCCUACAAGAGGGAAUUCCAAAAGGAAGAGGAAAAGGAAAUCCCGUAUCACGCGAGGGAAAACAGCAAACCUUUCAGCUACGGGAUCAACCAAGAUAUGAUUGGGGAUUCAAAAGGUUUAUCCAGUCCGAGUCUUGUUCGCAAAGCCAGUGUAAAUAAAAGUCAUGGCGAUACUUUAGCCAAGGUUCAAACUGGAGUUUACCCUUCCGCCAAGCCAGUGCCAAAUUUUCAAGCUGACCCAUCGUAUAAUUACAAUUCGACUUAUUCCUCUGUCGGAAAAUGCGGUUAUUCGCCGAUACCUCAACGAAAAACCCCUUUACAAGACCGCGAUCCCAUUGAUAACUUAUUCACACAAAGUGCCUUGAACGCACAACCACUCAAAAAGGAAUAUAGAGAGGAAUUUUAUAAAGAUGAAAGAAAAAGGUUUGACCCAAUAAAGCGCAGCUACACAGAUGGGACCAUUCGCAGAAGCCCUGAUAAAGUGAGCUUCAAGACCAGUUCUACAGUAACCAGCCCUUAUUCCGAUUCCGAAAGCCUGUCGCCUCCUGGUCAGUUUCGGAACAAUUCCAAAUCUCCGGAUUUUCACGAGACAUACGCAAAUGGCAAUCUUACCUGGCUGCAACGACAACAACAAAAACUCAAAGAACGAAGAGAAUUGAGGCUGCAAGAAGAGCGCCAGCCUCAUGAAACGCGGCUGUUAUCCGAACUGAAGCAGGUUCAGUCCAGGCACAUGCGACCCACAGCCAGUCACAGACUUGAUGGUUACACAAGUGAUACCACGGCUUUUGCAGACGAUGACGAUGACUAUACGAUACCAUUACAUAUCAAUACAAUGCAGAGAAAUGGGGUGACGCCCAGUUCUUCACAGUACAGCACCAUCAAGUCCAAUUACUCAACAAUUGCUAAGAAUGAACGCCCUUUUAUGACUGUGAAACGAGCCCAUGAAAAAUUUUCCCAAACUCACGAUCCAGUGGCGGCUCUUGCAGCGAAUCCGCUGGGACAAAUAGUGCGGCCGCCCUCACGGACCGCUUCUGACCAAGUGGAUAGCGGCCUCCUGUCCCUAGUGGAGCAGAAGUCUCAGUACCGUCAGAACCAGUACUUGGGCAGUUCUGAGCCAGUCCGCUACAACCAACAAUCGGUGGGUAUUGCAAACGGCUCCAGUGCUGAGUCUCCGCUAAGAGACGAGAACUCUCGGCUUGGCGCUCUAGACGAUCUCAUCGCUAACCUAUCAAGCGGCUCUGAACACUCUAGUAAUAGCCCUAACACGACCGCAUGGUCUCAGUUCGAGCAGUCUUCGUACACUUGGAGGUCGCCUUCGACGCCCAACGACGCUGAUAUAUCGCCAUCACAUAGUUCUUCUCCAAGGCCGCAAACACCAGCGUUUCCUGUGUUGGCUCGAACGCCCUACCUCAAUUCCUCAAGCCCUUCUGUGCAGUUCGAUUUGUCCCAUGAGCGCCUGCCUCCCAAGAGUCCUACAACCCAGAGACGAUUAAGCUUUCCAUCAGCCACGUUGACUAAAAAUGCCAAAUGGUCUCUUUCCCCUGAAAGAAAGGACCGCCCUACCUCACCAUCCGACCUCAAUGGCGUCUCAGAUGGGGAAUACAAGCAUGCUGUAGCCCAAAGAAGCGUUUCUGCCACUGGAUAUCGGGACCAGAAUGGCUCCUCCUCACCCACAUAUUAUGGACAUUCGCGACGAGGAUCAAUAGCGUCCAGUGCAAACGACCAAGCGCCCCACGAAGUCCUGGCGGCUCAUGUAAAAAUCGUCAGGGACACCAGCAAGUUUUGGUAUAAACCAGGCAUAUCCAGAGAAGAAGCAAUUAGCAUGCUUCGGGACCAACCUCCAGGAACUUUUGUGGUUAGAGAUUCGAAUUCAUUUCCUGGAGCCUUCGGCUUAGCCCUGCGGGUCGCUACAGUUCCAUCAAACCUCCAGGCGAAAUCCGGAGGUUCUGACGAACUAAUCAGGCACUUCUUGAUCGAGCCCACGUCGAAAGGAGUCCGUUUGAAGGGCUGCACCAAUGAGCCAGUAUUCAGCUCACUGUCAGCUCUAAUUUACCAACAUUCUAUCACCCAGAUUGCUCUGCCCUGCCGCCUUACUUUACCCGAAGGAGACCUGAGGUACGACAGCCGAAACAGCUCCCAAGCUCUUCACCAACAAAUCCAGAUCCAGGGAGCCGCUUGCAACGUUCACUAUCUUUGCACAUUGGAAAUGGAGUCUUUAACUGGACCUCAUGCAGUGAAAAAGGCGGUAACUCAGCUAUUGCAAAGAGCCAAUGAUCAAGAGCAUCAAGCCAAUCGUCCAGGCAUAGCGACCGUUCAUUUCAAAGUUAACGGCCAAGGAAUCACUCUAACUGAUAGCAAGAGGAAGCUGUUCUUCAGAAAACACUAUCCAAUCAACACCAUUUCGCAUUGCGGUUUGGAUCCGGAGGAGCGCAAGUGGCUGGUGGAUAUUGAAGAAACUGGGUCAGCGAAAAGUGCCAAUCGAAUUUUUGGAUUUGUCGCCCGUAAACCAAAUGUGAGUAAUCCAGACAACCAAUGCCAUUUAUUUGCCGAACUGGACCCCGACCAACCCGCUACAGCCAUUGUAAAUUUUGUCAAUAAAGUUUUGACCUCAAAUGGAAUCAAACCCAACCUGGUGUAAAUUGAAUAAAAAACCACAUUAGUUUGAUAAUAGCAUCACCUGUUUUAAAUUUAGAGCAGUAUUUAUCAACUACUUAAAUGUAAAGAAAGAAACCCUUAUUGUUUGGUAUAAUUUUAAAUUAGAUAAAUUAUUAUUUUUUGGAAA